AUGUUCAACCGCGACACUGAUAUUUUGGGUACAAUAUUUUCUUACCAGAAUCUUCAGAAGGGCAAAAUAAGUCUUGCGGAAAUGGUUUUUGGUAUGAAUUUAAAAGAAACUGGAGUAAGACGUUAUCCAGUGCGUGUUAGACAAAGAAUACUGCAAUUUGCAGUCACUAUUUUUCUUAAAGAAUAUAAUCCAAGGUUCAUUGAAGGUUUAAAAAAUCGUCUAACAAUAUACUACAACCUCCACCAAUCAAAAGAAAAACUCGGCAACACAAGCUUGCCUCCUGAUGAGACACUUCACAUAUUCUAUCCCGGGGAAUUUAAUUACAGCGACUUUUUUCCCUUGAUGAUGACAUUCUUCGCUUUAUUUUUCUAUGUGUACUUCUCAGUCCGUAAAAUGGAAUUAAUAAAGUCGAAAGUCGGGGUGGCAUUCAGCGCAACAUUCACGGUAAUAUCAUCGCUGUCAAUGACCGUGGGAAUAUGUUUUUUUUUCGGACUGACCCUCAGUCUCAGUGGCAAGGAAGUAUUUCCCUACCUGGUGAUAAUAGUGGGACUAGAAAACGUCCUUAUAUUAACAAAGAGCGUAGUCAGCACGCCAGCUCACUUGGACGUAAAGAUCCGAGUAGCCCAAGGACUGUCCAAGGAAGGUUGGUCGAUAACCAAGAAUCUGUUAACCGAGGUAACGAUUUUAACCAUCGGUCUCUUUACAUUCGUGCCAGCGAUCCAGGAAUUUUGCAUAUUUGCUAUCGUCGGUUUGUUAAAUGAUUUUUUCCUGCAAAUGGUUUUUUUCUCAACCAUCCUGGCCGUCGACAUCCGACGAACCGAGUUUUCCAGCGACAACACAAAAUUUCACUUCACAAACUUCCCGUCAAUGCGCAAGCAGCAAUUUUCCUCGACGAUUAUAAACCACAGCAAUAAAAAGCCGAAUAUAAUUCGCUCAAAGUCUCACCCACGGCUAAACGGCAUGACCUCAUCCGGACCAACGAACGUAAUAGCGCCGACGUCGCAAAAUACUUACACGCUGGUGAAAAUACCGAAGCGACUGAGAUUAGUGCAUUUUUGGGCACGUACCAGGAUUUUCCAACGUGCGUUUAUGGUCUGGAUGGUUGUGUGGAUUAGUAUGAUAAUUUACAACUCGGGGAUAAUAGAACACUUGAUACACCUCAGCGAUACGCUGAAAUCUGACUCGGAGAUGUACGGGUACACGGUUGAUAGGCCGCGUACCUUUAAAAAUUACGUUGAGCUCAAAACCACAAAACCUGUUAUCGCGACAACUAUCUUGCCUAGUGUGUUUAAUAAUAGUAACAAUAUUAAUUUUAUAAAUAAUAGUAACAAUGAUGAUAAUAAUAAUUUUAGUCAAAGUGUUGGUACCAACAACAAUAAUCGAGGACAUGAUACAAAUAAUAUAACAGAAGAAUUAAACAAAUUGAAACUUGUUGAUUUUCCGCCGUGGAACCGGCUGUCACUUUAUCACUGGUCGUCUAUUCUUGCUAUGUAUAAUAUUUCAAUUGCUGGUGAACACAUCACUGUCCUGCCGACUAUUAAAAUAGCUCAUGCUGUUAAUCCACAAGUUGCUAGGCAGAUAAGCAAUCCUGAUGAUAUUCAGCAAUUUCAAUGGCAAAGUUUGGCUACUGCGGCUUUGGAUCCACUUGAUUUUUCUGGUUUGUGCUUUAUUUAUUAA
Molecule: messenger RNA, 1677 nt
Organism: Cotesia congregata
Lineage: Eukaryota; Metazoa; Arthropoda; Insecta; Hymenoptera; Braconidae
Source: the annotation of a GenBank genome assembly